AUCCUCCACUGUAAGCUGAUGCAAUACUGAAGAUACUGAACGAAGCGUCAGUGAGGAGAAGCCGGCAAAAAAAGCUGCUCAUUAGCACAAGAGAACGCGUUUUCACACAAUCUCCGAUUCAUAUUGUGUCUAUAGAUAACUAGUAUGCCAGUUGUCAGAGUCCUGAGUAAGGUGGUGAAGCAGGCCCUGCUGGCCCCUGCGUGUGGAUGCCAACCUCUGGCUGUGGCGGUACGCAACAUCAGCUUUUCCCCUCGUCAGGUCACCUCUGGAUCUGAUGCCAGCUUUCACUCUGUGUCCUUCUCGGAGACUGCCCACCCCAAAGUUCUUAUCACUGGUGGCCUUGGGCAACUAGGGGUUGGGCUUGCUAAACUUCUGAGGAAGCGAUUUGGAAAAAACAAUGUGAUCCUCUCCGACAUCAGAAAGCCACCAAGCAAUGUCUUUCACAGCGGCCCCUUUAUCUACUCUGACAUUCUGGACUACAAGAACUUGCGAGAGAUUGUGGUAAAUAACAGGAUCACUUGGUUGGUGCAUUACAGCGCCCUUCUGAGUGCUGUCGGGGAAGCUAACGUUCCACUGGCUCGAGCAGUCAACAUCACAGGCCUACACAACAUCCUAGACAUUGCUGCAGAACAUGGGCUUCGGCUCUUUGUCCCCAGCACCAUUGGUGCCUUUGGACCAACUUCACCUCGGAAUCCCACUCCAGACCUCUGCGUGCAGAGACCACGAACGAUUUACGGUGUCUCCAAAGUCCAUGCUGAGCUAAUGGGGGAGUACUAUCACCACCGCUACGGCCUUGACUUUCGCUGCCUGCGGUACCCUGGCAUCAUCUCCGCAGACUCUCAGCCCGGCGGUGGCACAACAGACUACGCCGUGCAGAUUUUCCAUGACGCCGUCAAGAGCGGCAAGUUUGAGUGCAACCUAAAGCCAGACACACAGCUACCCAUGAUGUACAUCGAUGAUUGUCUGCGGGCCACGCUGGAGGUGAUGGAGGCCCCUGCAGAAACACUCAGUAUGCGUACCUACAACAUCAACGCCAUGAGCUUCACUCCCGAGGAACUCGCCGUGGAGGUCCAAAAACAGCUGCCUGACCUGCAGGUCACAUAUAAUAUCGACCACGUGCGACAGGCCAUAGCUGACAGCUGGCCCAUGAAUUUUGACGACAUCAAUGCCCGCAACGACUGGGGUUGGAAGCACGACUACGACCUGCCAGAGCUGGUCCAAACGAUGUUCAACUUCAUCGGUUCAGACUCUCGAAUCGCCCAAGCCAGCUGAGUUUGAUGUUGGACACUGAAAAAUUGUACAUAUCACAAAGAUUGAUAGCUACAGAGAAGAGAGAUCCAUGAGAUGUAAAUAGUUAUUUGCCUUUUGGGCUAGCACAUGAUAGCGUAUAGUUGUAGAUUAUCCAAAAGGGUUGGGUCUCUCUUUUUCUUGGUCACGUCAGAAUACCCUCCACGGGGGCUUUUAUCAGUGAUCCACAGAUCUCUCAAAAGUUGACUGGUGAAAAAGAUCAAACCUACGUGAUCCUUUUGUACUCUACAUUUAGUGAUAGAGGGAUCAUUUUGCCUGUCUUAAGGCAAAACAAACCAAAAUCCCAAAAUGAAUGUGGCAGCUCUUAAACUUGUUCCCAAGCUCUAUUCUGAUAUAAAGAUUUUCUAGGUUCUUUUUUUCUGUUCAAGAGAAAUUGCUUUACUGUACCAUUUCUGAGGAGCGCAGUGUUGAUAUAAGGCAAGAGGUUAAUGGUCAUGUUCCUGAUGGGUUUAUGAUGAGUAGUUGAAAUAAGUUACAGUGAAAUAACUUGAGUUAAAACUUAAAAGUGUAUUCACAUUCUAAAGUAAAUGGUCAAAUACAUUCUUGAUUAAACAGGAUCGUGGGACCUAAAUGUGUACAGUAGGUCCUCUGGGAAGUAAAAGGGUGGUCUUGAUAAAUGAAGUGAUCAAUAUCAGUCUGCUCACAAGCAAAUAAAAUAAACUCCAGCAAUAGUCAGUCUUGCUCUGCAUUAUUGCAGUAUACGUCAACAAGAUCACGUUUUGUCAAAUGCAGGUUUUUUGCGUUUGCCCAUAAACUUGCCCACAGUGAAUAUAUUAUCCCGUGUGAAGGGGAAAGUGGGAAAACUUUAAAUUAUUAUUUUUUUAAUUAAGCUUUGCAUCCACAUCUUUUGUUCUUCUGAUCACAAAACUUGUGUCAAUAAAGCUUUUUUAUUUCAAUUAU
This is a messenger RNA of Triplophysa rosa, 2208 nucleotides long. It is a transcript of the gene tdh, whose product is annotated as L-threonine dehydrogenase. The record is from RefSeq and is a predicted model, not a curated record. Gene Ontology annotation, molecular function: L-threonine 3-dehydrogenase activity. The transcript has 9 exons. Lineage: Eukaryota; Metazoa; Chordata; Actinopteri; Cypriniformes; Nemacheilidae. Gene Ontology annotation, biological process: L-threonine catabolic process. Bases 145 to 1272 code for a protein of 375 amino acids.